AUGAAAGUAUUACUUGUUGCUACUUUUAUAAUUAUUGUCAUUCUCUUUAUUCAGGCAAACGGUGCUGUUUAUGAUAGGAGACAUGAAUAUAGAAGAAAAUCAAUUCCAGAUUGGAAAUAUAAUCGUUUGGUAGAAGAAGAUUAUUUUAAUAAAAAAAAAUAUUAUGAUUUAUAUCCUCGAGAAGACUUUGAGCCCACUGAUGACAGCUAUGAAAGAAUAAAAGUAGAAAAAGUAAGAAGAUAUCCUGGUUAUUAUGAUUCAAUAAAUCAUGUAAGAGGUAGAUUCUAUAAUAACAAUUAUUGGAAUGAAAAUAGACAUAUUGGUAGAAGACGCAACUAUGAUGAAUAUGAUUUUAGAAAAAAUAGUGACCAACAAAAUCCCAAUCAAUUUUGGGAAAAUGGAAAAAAAUAUGAAGUAAUAAACGGAAAGACAUAUGAAGUUUUUGACGCAGGCACCCACUAA
Molecule: messenger RNA, 462 nt
Organism: Strongyloides ratti
Lineage: Eukaryota; Metazoa; Nematoda; Chromadorea; Rhabditida; Strongyloididae
Exons: 2
Coding region: 1-462 (153 amino acids)
Source: RefSeq, a predicted model, not a curated record